AUGGACGCGCCCGCCGGCCCGGCGGCGGGACCCGGCCCGAGCCCGGAGGCGGCCAUCGAGAAGGAGGAGGCGGCGGCGUACGUGGAGAUCCGCGGGUCGCUUCGGGGUCCGGAGGAGAGUGGCCAGCCCCCCGAGCCGGCCUCGGCCGGCGGCGCGGAGCGAGCGGCCGGUCCCGCAGCGGAAAGCGGAGGCGGCGGGCCCGGGGAUGGCGGCGGCUCGGCGAGCGGCGGGCGGCCGGGCGGGGCCGCGGGGCCAGCAUCCCCGGCCCGCGGGCGGGAUCGCCCGCCCUCCCCCGGCGCGGCGGCGGGAUGCGGCGCUGGCUCCGGCCCCGGCUCCCGGGGGGCGGCGGGCAGUGGCGGGCCGCCGGAGGCGGGGGGCUGCCCGGAGUCCUCCUCCUCCUCCUGCCCUUCGCCGGUGACCAAGGCGGGCGGCUUUCCCGCAACGGGAGACCCAGUGUCGACGGAGGGCAAAACCUCCUCGUCCUCCUUCGGCUACGAAAGCGAGGAGGACGAGGACGCGGGUCGCAAGGCGGCCCCCCCCGGCGCCCCCCCGAGCAUCCCCCCCGGCGGCGGCCGCGACGAGGCGCACUACAUCAGCACGCAGGAGAUCCAGCUGACCGAGGUGGACCACGACAUGGACUUCGACGCGGGGCUGGCCGCCCGCUGGGACUUCGAGGACAACAACGUGAUCUACUCCUUCGUGGACUACGCCUCCUUCGGGAGCGACGAGACCCCGGGGGACACGCCGACGUGCUACCUCAGCACGACCACCAGCGACCCCAACAACCAGACGGACAGCCUCGACAACACCAGCAGCACCGAGCUCGUCAGCCUCACCUCCGAACACGACACCCCCGGCGGGGACAAGCGCGCCAGCUCGGGGGAAAGCCGGUCCACGCAGCCCGGCCGCCGCGGCGGGAGCCCGGCCGCCCAGCUUCUCCUAUCAAUCAAAGCCGCUUCCCGGGCUAUAAAUGAGUCUAGCGACGUGCGCGGAAAGCAAAACGCUCCUCACGCUGCCAAGCAUGAAGGCGACAUGAGCCUCCGUGUCCCCGCGGCUCCCGAACGCGACGCGAGUUUAAAAGCGGACGCGGCCCGCGACCACGCGAAAAGAUUCAUCGCGGUCCCCGCGCGGCUGCAGACGCGGUGCGGGGCCGCCAGGGCGGGGGAGCACUCGAGCGGCGCCUCCAGCGCCGUCAGCGAGUUGGACGAUGCCGACAAAGAAGUGCGGAACCUGACGGCCAGGGCUUUCCGCAGCCUGGCGUACCCCUACUUCGACACCCUGCGCCCCGGCUCCCGCGCCUCCUCCGCCUCCCUGCCCGACCAUGCCCUGGGCAUCAACCGCUGGUCCACCUACCUGGACCUCAAGUGCGGCAGCCUGGCGCCGAGAGCCGAGCCCAGCCUGCUGCGCUGCGGCCGCUCGCAGAGCAAAGCCCUCGAGUUCGUGGUCAGCAAGCUCGACGGGGAGAUCGCCCACGUCGAGGCGCCGCGGCGGCUCGGGGGGGGCUCCCGGGUGGUGACCCUGCUGGACCUCGGCGAUGCCCCCGAGGCGGGCGGCGGGGAUCCGCCGGCGGCGGAGGGCGGCGGCGGCGGCGGGGGGGGGGCCAGCAAGAAGUCCAAGUUCGCCUCCAGCCUCCUCAAAAACGUCAUCUCCAAGAAGAUGCAGCUGGAGCACGAGUUCAAGAUGGAACGGGGCGAGAUCACCGACACCUCCUACACCGGGCUGGGAGCCGGCCGGGAGCCGGAGCCCGGCGGCGGCCGGGAGCGGCAGCGGGAGGGCGGCGUGCAGCGGCAGAGCUCCCGGCACUCGGAGGGCGGCUCGGACUGCGCGGCGGCGGCGGCGGCGGCGGCGGAGGAAGGGGGCGAGGGCGGCGGCCGGUCGCCGGCCUCCAAGGCGUCGACGCCCCGCGAGGGGAGCCGCAGCCAGGACCGAGCGCUGUCGGAGGAGCUGUGCGAGGUGAAGCGCAGCGCCUCGGAGGCCAUCAAGGCCACCUUCCUCCGCAGCCAGAACAGCGCCUUCAGGUCCUGGAAGGAGCGGGAGGCGGAAAGGAAGGAGGAGAGGGCGCCCGUCGGCAAGCUGAAGCUGUCCUCCAGGCACGACUGGCGGGCCGACCUGGGCGAGAUCUCCGCCGGCAAGUCCACCAAGAUGUCCCGCCUCUUCGUUCCCGCCAUCCAGCACACCCCCCGCGAGAAGGAGCCCGGCAAGCGGGCCACCAAGUGCUCCGCCGCCGCCGCCUCCUCCUCCUCGCCCCCGGCCGCCAAGCCCAAAGCCCCCGAGAUCAAGAUCAGCCUGGGCAGCCUGCAGCAGCCCCGGGACGCCGCUUUCAGCAUCGCCCAGCUGCUGACGCCGCGGAUCGCGGGCCGGCCGCCGGAGGAGGGCAGGGGCCAGCAGCCCAAACCCCCCAAGGCCGGCGACGGCCCCGACAAGGUGCCGCAGUUCCUGGUGCGCGACGUGAGGGACGGCAAGCACCGAGCCCAGGGGCCCCUCCAUCAGGUGCGGGACGUGCGGAAGCUCAUCAAAAGCUCCUACAGCUGCGACUCGGGGGAUAACAGCAGCGACAAGGGCAGCGUCGCCUCCGACCAGGGCGGCCCGGAGCAGAAGCCCCGGCAGCAGCUGGUCAUCGCCGGCGUCCCCAGGUCCCUCUCCCCCGUGGUCAUCACCUGCCAGGCGGUGGGCCACGCCAGCACCAAGCCCGCCGAGGCGGGGGCCAAGGCGGCGGGCAGGGCGCCGGGCUGCCCCCCGGAGGGCACCGUCCUGGUGCACCGCACCUCGGGGAGGCUGCCGGUGGCCACCAUCGCCCCCAACAAGAGCGACCCGCGCCAGCCGGCCGUGCUGAAGAUCGUCUCCAAAUCCGCCGCGCCCUGGCGGCACCAGCCGCCGCCGCCGCCGCCGCCCGCCGAGAGGGGCCGGGGGCCGGAGGAGGACCCGCGGGAGGAGGGCAAGGCGGCGCCCGUGCAAAACGCGCUGGAGAAGCUGACGGCGGCGGUGCGGAGCAUGGAGGAGCUCUACAGCUUCAACAAGCGCGAGUGGAAGCGCAAGAGCGACCCGCUGCCCAUCACCGACAGCCACGUCCUCUCCCUCAUCGCCAGCCAGGAGCGGGACGCCGGGCCCCGGCCGACCCCCCCCGCCGCCGCCGCCGCUCCCCCCCCGGUCCCGCCGGCGGAGAAGACGGAGGAGCCGUCGGGCAAGGGGCCGGGCGGCGAGCGGCUGCCACGCCGCCCCUCCAACAACGCCGCCGACAAGGUCUCGGCCAAGGCGGCCGCCUUCGAGAGCCUGGCCCGGCAGCGGCAGCGCGGCCCGCCGCCCCCCCGCGCCGAGCCGCCCGCCGCCCCCCGCGCCCUCCUCACCCUCCGCGGGGCCGGGGCCGGGGCCGGGGCCCCCGCUCCGGGCAAGCCCCCCCCCCCCGAGGGCGGCCUGCGGGGCCAGGCGGCGCCGCGCUCCCCCCGCCCGCCUGCGGGCGGCGGCGAUGCGGAGCGCGGCCCGGACUGCGGGAACUACCUGGCCCUGCCGCUGAAGGCGGCCGCCGAGCCCGGCUCCCCGCCCUCCCCGGCGUCGGGGGCGGGCGGCGGUGUCCGCCCCAGCCCGGUGGCGGCGGCGCUCUGCAGCCUGCAGCCUUUCGGCACCACCAAGCGCCCCGGCAGCCCCGGACCCCCGCCGGGACCCCCGCCGCCCGCCGAGGAGCCCCCCGCCAGCGCCCCGCCGCCCGCCGAGGGGCCGCCCGCCGCCCUGUACCGCCCGCCUCUGCCCUUCGCCGCCCUGCCCGGCGCCGCCGCGCCGCCGCCGCUGCUCUGCUUCUCGCCCUCCGUGCCCGCCGCGGCGGCAGCGGCCGAGCCCUUCCCGCAGACGCAGCGCAGGGUGCUGCUGGACGUGAGCACCGGGCAGUACUACCUGGUGGACACGCCGGUGCAGCAGCCCCUCAAGCGGCGCCUCUUUGACCCCGAAACCGGGCAGUACGUGGAGGUGCCGGUGCCCCAGCCGCCGGCCGUCACCCCCGUCCCGCUGCCCCUCUCGCCCCUGGCCCUCAGCGCUGGGGCCUACGGUGCCACGUACAUGCUCUACCCCGGCCUCCUGCCCGCCGCUGCCAUGCUGCCUGCCGGCGCCCUGCCGCGCCCGCUAUCCCACCCGGGCAGCGAUGCCAGCGCCCCGGCUGAGCCCGGCAGCCCGGCAGCGGCAGAGGGGGCUUUCGCCGACAGCCCCUACUACGUGGCUACCGGCAAGGGCCCGCCGCCGCCACGGCGUGGGGCAGCCGAGGCGAAGCCGGUCAUCAGCAUCACGGCGCCGGCCACCGGCCCGCGGAUCGUCGCGCCACCCUCCUUCGACGGCACCACCAUGCGCUUCGUGGUGGAGCACCGGUGAAGGGCACGGGGAUAAGGAAGAAGAAUCACACUCCUUUAAUCUGAAAUACACUUGGUAACUCUAAACGUUCAUCCUAAAAACUGCUUCUACAGUUUUCUCAUUUUCUUGUGUCAUCAUACAAAACAAGUGUGCACAAAUUGAAAUUGCCCUCAGGAUGAAAUGCACUGCAAGUAUACAGAUAGUGAGUGAUUUAACAUGUAUCUUCUCAUUUAUCUUCAUCGUUAUGAAAAUCCAAUGAAAAAAUACUAUUCUAACCCUUUUUAAAGAGCUUGGUGUGCCCAGCUAGAACAUAGAGUGUGUAAACUUAAUCCCUGUGCUCUUCAAUUGCAUGGUCUCCGGUUACAAGCUUUAACUUCCUACCGGGAUUUGGGCUGAGUGCCUCUUAAAGAAAAUGAAUGCUUCUUCACCGUUUUCACGACUGAUAAGUCCAUAGAUGUUACGACUACAGUAUUGGUGUUAAACAAAACAGUACUUCGGACUGCAGGACAGUGCAGGUACCAGAGUAGAUCGUCCGCUGUGACAUACACGUGUACGGUAUGUACAUUAUAAUACUAGCAUCCAUGUUUAAAAACGUUUCUGUCCUAUUUUUUUUCCUGUAUCGGUGCUUGGAGCGAAGUUUCACGUUGCAAUUUACAAGAUAGAGGUUUGCACACUCAAACUCAGGGUUUACAGCUUCACCCGGUGUACUUGAAAGGAAAAAAAUGCGUAGAAAACAAGUGCCCAGAAUUUCAACAUGUAUUUGUUGGAGGAAAAUUUUGCAGGGAUUUUUUUAACUGCCUGUGGAGGCAAAAGCAAUGAAAUGAGGCAAUACCAACAGCUAUUUAUUUUCUCAGGGGAGAUUUCUUCAGUGGAAUGUGUCAAUCCUAAUGUCAAACAGUGUUUGCUUAAUUUUGUCUAUUACUAAAGAGACUCCAUCAAGGGGUCCGUUUUGCAAGGAGACCCAGUCCAGCAAAGCCUUCACAUGCAUCUCUAGCUUCAAAUAUCUAAGCAGAUUCCUGGGAACUUCAGCAGGAUUGCAGUCUCUUUUUUUUUUUUUUUUUUUUUUCACCCAGCAAUGUAACGCUUUGCUGAACUUGGCCCAGAGCGCCGAGUGCCUUGCAGACCCAAGUCCUGGGUUCUUCACUUUAUAUGUAUAAAACCAAAGCUCUGGGCUUGAGUCUAGCUGGACCCAGCAGAUAAUGUCACAAAAGGUUGCCAGAAGAAGAUCUGGUAAUAUGGUGCUCCUCCACGUAUACCCAGUGGUGAAUUUCUCCAGCCGAUGGGGUGAUGUGUAACCACGUAUCUUGGAUUAGAGUCAAGCCCUCCGUAUCAGGGUUCACAAGCUGCUAGUAUUACAUGUUUCAUGGUGCAGUCAUAGUAUGUUACAGGUGAAAUUCACCCUGUGUGCAAAGCAAGGCAAAACCCUGUGCACCACUCAAGUUCCCUCCCAGCGCUGCUGUCAGGGUUUGGGGUCUGCGGUGGCCGGCCAGCCACUUCCACAUGUUUUAGGUCAGGAUCCAAUUAAAAGAUUGAGCAGGGCUGGAGUGAUGCACGAAUGUUGUUUUGGUCUUUUGCAGCAGGGUUGGUUUCAAUCGGUUAAAUUUAAUCCUUGGUGGAUCACUUGGUGAAUGGUUUAAAAUGUAUUUAUGGGUUGUGUGGGUUUUUUUUUUCUCCUUGUCUGCAUUGAAAGCUAUCUUUACUCUCUAGUGUUGAUGGCCAAAGUGUCAUUCCUUAUGCUCAUAAAUUACCAUUAACUUGUGGCUACCUGAGAACACAUACUUUAAAAACGCUUGUGUUUCUUUUCUCCUUUUUCUGUUUUGUUUUUUUUUUUUUUUUUUUUUUUCUUUUUCCUCCCUUUUUUAAGGGGGUGGGUUAUCAGUGUAAAGUUAUUUAAAAGUGCAAAUGUGAGGUAAGGAUAAUGAUUGCUAAGAGGAUGUGGAUGGUAUGUCUGAUGAGAGAGCGGUGGGCUAUAAGGCAAAGGAGAAAAUGCCGCGAACGCAUUGUGUUGAUGAUUGUUUCCUGUGGGGGGAAAAAAAAUGAAAAAUGAAGAUACAUAACUGGAGAAAAAUGGACUCUUUGAGCUGCUCUCAAUGUAGACAACACUGUGGCAAGUGCGUAGCCGAAGCCCGAGGCAAUCCCGCUGCAGGGUGCCGUCAGCCUGGGAUUGAAGGACAGCGGAGUCGCUCUGAGAAUUGCACUAGCAGCGUGUUGCAUGUCGGGAACGCUCCAGCACGUCACGACCACGUGAGAAUGGACUGUCUGAAACCGCUGAGUACCAAAGUUUGUAACUGAAUGAGUUAGUGUUUGUAUUAUGUUGGGGCUUUUUUUUUGAAUGUUAUGAUAAAU
This is a messenger RNA of Tyto alba (common barn owl), 6678 nucleotides long. It is a transcript of the gene CUNH4orf54, whose product is annotated as chromosome unknown C4orf54 homolog. The record is from RefSeq and is a predicted model, not a curated record. NCBI's taxonomy places the organism in Eukaryota, Metazoa, Chordata, Aves, Strigiformes, Tytonidae.